Molecule: messenger RNA, 2634 nt
Organism: Westerdykella ornata
Lineage: Eukaryota; Fungi; Ascomycota; Dothideomycetes; Pleosporales; Sporormiaceae
Exons: 4
Coding region: 316-2301 (661 amino acids)
Source: RefSeq, a predicted model, not a curated record
CCGCCGUGACCCGACCGAUGAAGUGAAAGACGGUCUCUCACCGCCCUGUGUGGCUGGCAGUAUUUCAGUAGAAGUAAAAUCUUCCGCUACUUCUCCACAAUCUCUUCGCCACGCCUUCAUUCACCACUCUUCUCAGAGCGUCUCCCCCGUUACUCAGCCAAACUCCAUAUCGUCUCGACAGCCAUAGUAUUUGGAAUAUCGACAGUCGACUGAGCUCAUUCAUCCCCACUGCGCGCUAUCUAUUUUCUUCGUUUACCAUAAGCAUUGCAUUCCAAAUACCUUCUCUAGACCUUGGACCACGACCAGACAACAGCAAUGAAAGUCGUUGAAAAGAACAGCGAUCGCAGAGCUGAGGUGAACAUCUAUGCUGCCGGUUUUGCGAAGCCUCUCGAUGAGUAUGGCGAGUAUAUCGACCCAACCGACAACGCAGUCUGCUGCUUCGUGCCUGUCGCUGAGGGCGAUAAGAUAAGGGUAUCAGGCAAAUUCCAUGGGACCACCGACAGGAUUCACAGUGACAUCUAUAUCGAUGGCGUUUACCGCAAGGCUGUCACUUUCAAUGGAAAGACCGUUACUUUCCAAAAGAGCAGGGACUUGGGGUCUCACACGUACCUAUUCAAGCUGCCCGACGAUACGCUGGUUGACUCCGAGGUUAUGGUCGAACGUGUUAACAUCAACGCUGAGGAAAAAUCUUCUUUGAGCAUAGGUACCAUUGAGAUUCGCGUUUGGGUACUUCGCCGCGCUGGAGAUGAGACAAAGUUCAGUCCGCCCCGCACUUUCGACACCUGUGAAGGUACUGGACGCACCACGUUGCCCGUGGGGUAUAAGACCAUCCGCCCAGAGCUUGCAAUGAGCUUCGACGAAAACAACUCCCCGUUGCUCUCUCAUUUGGUGAGCAGGCAGCGAAAGUUGCUUAGUGCGAGCCGCCCUGGGACCGAACCGUGGGCUAUCUUCCGGUUUCACUACCGCAGUCAAGACCAAAUUGAAGAGGCGGGGAUGAAACGUACCUUUGCCCAUAGCAUGAAGAAGAAGCCGCCACCCGUUACUCUCAAGAUCCAAGAGCUUCCGCCCCUUGAUGUCAAACCAAAAGUCGGUCAACCAGGUGGCAAUGGAGGAACCCCCAGUCGCCAGUCCUCCGUGGCGCCUUCGGUAACUGGGUCUUUGGCGGAGACUACACUCAAUGCAUCGCCCUCCCCUACAACCAACACUACAGCAAGUUUGACAUCCAUGGCAAAAUCGAGUUCCCACACCUCCGGCCAUGACGCCUGUGAGCAAUCGACCUGCGACAACGCCGACGCCAUGACAGACAUUGAGGCCUAUGCAGACGUUGACACUACCGGAACGGUUCCGAAGCCAACGCCUCUCACGAUCACCACUUCUCUCAUCCCUUACGUGGAGGCGAAGAAACAUGUUGGGCGUCUCAGUCCCGCAAAGGCGCAGAUCCCGGCAGAUAGCGAUACAACCACUACAACUCUCGGCAACAAGCUCUUCAAGAAGGACGAAGUGAAGAAACCAGAAACCGCCACUAAUAAGGUGGAUGACAACACGAUUUCCGAUACGAGCGCAGCGAGGACCUUCAAGAUCGCCACGAAUGGCCUAGGUGACAAGGGCGAGAGGAAUGAAGAGGACAAGCCAUCAGUCAAUAACGAGAAGGGACCUGCGCCCACGGAGACCCUUAGGCAUACUACUACAGGCCCGAUUGGACUCGUUGCCGGCUCCAAGAAGGAGUCCGUCGCUGUAACCGCACUCGAAGCAGCUCCUUUAGCCAACACUGUCGCCAACAUGGUUGCUAAGCAGGCAGGCAACCUCGUCAGAGACAACGCCACCGCCGGGCUUUCCCAUAAACAUCCGGCCCCCGCCAGUGGCGCUUCCGAUGCUAUAGUUGAGCCUCUUCCUCGUCAAGAGGGUCCCCCUACGCCGACCACGCCGGUCAAACGUUCCUUCGAGAUUUCCGGCAUGGAUCCCCCUCUAUCGCCGUCACUCAAGCGCGCUAAAGCCAGUGCGCCAGGUAGCCCCUCUGUUCAGUCACCCGGCUCUGAACACGCUUCCUUCUUUGAAAAGGUUCAAGAGUUUAACGAACUCAAGAAAAAACGAGAAGAGUUAGCCGUGAAGCGCAAGGAACUGGAAGCUAGGAAGACUCGAUGGGCCAAAAGGAGGGCCGAAAUUGAGAGGCGUACCGCUCAUAUGCGCGCUGAGUACGAGAGGGAGCUGCGGGAAUUUGAGGAAGCGCAGCUCGAGGCUCAAGAGAGUGAGGAGGCUGUAAGGGCUAUGGAAAGUAUGGAUUUCCUCUAUGAGGAGGAGUAGGGUUUAUUUUUCACGGGUUUGAAGGCCUCUUAAGGGGUGAUAGUGGAAGGGAAGGCGGAAACGGGUGCAUGGAAAUGGAGUGGAUCGGACGGUAGGCUUCAAUGUUCUAUAAGGACAGUUGGGUUUACGUCAGUUGCACACAGGGAUUUGGAGCCUGCUUGAUUCCUGGGUACUUGAUCUGGGGAUUACUGGAACUGCCUCUUGGGGAAUGGACUUGCGGAUAGGCGUUCGGUUUAUGUUCAGGCGGCUCGGCGUUGCGGUGUUCUUUACUACUUUCUCUUUCUGCUCGGCAGUUGGGUGGCUUCAGCCCGCGUACACCAACUGCAGAUCGUC